Spodoptera littoralis (African cotton leafworm) is the source of this 1221-nucleotide messenger RNA. The record is from the annotation of a GenBank genome assembly. NCBI's taxonomy places the organism in Eukaryota, Metazoa, Arthropoda, Insecta, Lepidoptera, Noctuidae.
AUGAUUGAUGCUGAUUUACCGAAGGAAAAGGCAUUUGAGCCAGUUGAAGAGGCACAUCAACCAAUUCAACAAGUAAACAUGCAUUGUCAAAACCCGACAAAGAAGCUUACUUUUGCCAAAAAUGUUGACUUAAGCGGGAAAACACUUUCUCAAAAAAGCAGUUCGUACAAAGAUGUUCUCAGUCAACCACCCAAUGGGUUCACGCACUCCCAGAAACUGAUUUGGCUGCAGAAACGUCGCACUGCUGGCCUAUGGGCACAAUGCGACGACUGUGACCGUUGGCGUUAUCUGCCUUUUGUACUCGACCGGCAUGAACUGCCUGUGAAAUGGUAUUGUUGGAUGAAUACAGACAAAGAAUUCGCUAGUUGUUCUGUCCCUGAAGCUCCUUUGCGGUUGCACGAUGAAGAAGAUUUAAUUCACAGCGAGUAUGCGGCAGGAUCGCUGGUGCUGGCUCGGCUAGGUGGUUGGCCCUGGUGGCCGGCUAUGGUGGAUGAUUGUCCCGAUACCGAGCAAUACUAUUGGCUCGACGGAUUCUCUGAUAUACCCACCCAUUAUAAUGUUGUAUUUUUUGAUGCCAUGGAAGCUACUCGAGCAUGGAUAGCUCCUGAACAAUUAAAACCAUACUCACAGAAUAAAAAUAUAUUAAAGUGUUUUCUAAAAGACAAAAAGUAUAAUAAACGCCUUAAGGCUGCUGUUUCACAAGCUAACGAGGCUGAAAAAUUAUCUCUUGAGAAACGUUUAGAACGCUUCAGUUUUAUAGCUAGACAUAAAGGGGUUAUAUUUAGCCCAAGGAAAAUGAAAAAGACUGAUAUUGAGAAGUAUAAGAAACAAUUUAAAAGAAAGUUUAACAUUGAUUUUCCAAUCGAAAGUUCUGAAUCCGAUGAUGAUUAUGUAGCUGAGACUACAAGUAAAAAAGAUAAAAACAUUACUAUCCUGGGAACUCCGAAAAGGACUAGGCGUGAGAAAAAUUCACACUUUCGUGACGAAGAGCAAAAUGAAGAAAGUAAUUUGACCACUACCGUCGAACCUCGUAACUUAAAACUCAAUGAAUGCGCUUUAGACUCUGAUAAACCACCUAAUUCAAUGUUGGUUCAAAUAGGCAGUACGGAUCCUAGCUCUAUCGAUAACGAUACGUCAGCUACUUACGUGCCUGAAGAACCAUCACGAACGGAAUUAAGUAUAAGAAUGGAGACCCCAAACAGUGAUGACUUUGAUUUUUAA